AUGGCAUCAUUCAAUGGUCACCUCAAGGUUAUACAGGUUCUCAUUGGCCAAGGAGCAGAUCCUAAUAGGGCAGAUAAUGAUGGCAAGACACCUCUCUACGCAGCAUCAUUCAGUGGUCAACUUGAUAUUGUAAAGUUUCUCAUUGGCCAAGGAGCAGAUCUAAGUAUGGAAGAUAAGGAUGGCUGGACACCUCUCUAUGCAGCAUCAUUCAAUGGUCAACUUGAUAUUGUAAAGUUUCUCAUUGGCCAAGGAGCAGAUCUUAAAAAGACGGAUAAAGAUGGCUGGACACCUCUCUACGCGGCAUCAUCCAAGGGUCAACUCAGUGUUGUACAGUUUCUAACUGACCAAGGAGCAGAUUUAAAAUUGGCGGAUAAAGAUGGCAGGACACCUCUCUUCGCGGCAUCAUUUAAUGGUCACCUUGAUGUUGUACAGUUUCUCAUUGGCAAGAAAGCAGGUCUAUCUCAGGCUUGUAUUGGUGGGCGCACACCUCUCCAAGCGGCAUCACUCAAAGGUCACCUCGAUGUUGUUCUCAUUGGCCAAGGAGCAGAUCCUAAUAGGGCAGAUAAUGAUGGCAAGACACCUCUCUACGCAGCAUCUUUAAAUGGUCACCUUGAUGAGGUACAGUUUCUCAUUGGCCAAGGAGCAGAUAUAAAUAGGGAAGUUAAGGAUGGCUGGACAUCUCUCCAUGCAGCAUCAUUCAAUGGAGCAGAUCUUAAAAGGACGGAUAAUGAUGGCACGACACAUCUCUACGCGGCAUCGCUCAAGGGUCAUCGCGAUGUUGUACAGUUUCUCAUUGGCCAAGGAGCAGAUCUAAAUUGUGCUAGUAAGGAUGGAAGGACACCACUCUACGCGGCAUCGCUCAAGGGUCACCUCGAUGUUGUACAGUUUCUUAUUGGAGAAGGAGUAGAUAUAAAAGGGACGGAUAAGGAUGGAAGGACCCCCAUCUAUAUGGCAUCAUUCAAUGGUCACCUCGAUGUUGUACAGUUUCUCAUCGGCCAGGGAGCAGAUGUAAAUAAGGCUGAUCCAGUCGUUGGUUCAAAACAGGAAAGCGGGAGUGUCGAAAAACAGGUGGAAAACGAAGCAAACGUAGAGACCUCAAAAACAAUUCGUGAUUCCACGGGGGCAUCCGAUCAGCAAGCAGGCUUGAUUCGUAUCGAGAAGUAUGGCAUUGAAGUCCAGUUUCAUCCAAGUGAGAUUUGGGGCGUUGAUGACAUCCAGGCAGUACCUGAAGUUCCAGUUGAACUGAUAGACCUGUUAACGGAGGACCAAGCACUAAUUUGUGUUGGCCUUAAGGCGUCACCGUCUGAUGCAAAGUAUAAAUAUCCAGUAAAAGUGACGAUGCCCCAUUCAGCAAUUUUUACAAGUCCCGAUACUGCAUCUAUUGGGACGUACCAUCGGAAAAGCAGUAAGAAUCUUUACAGUUAA
Molecule: messenger RNA, 1425 nt
Organism: Strongylocentrotus purpuratus (purple sea urchin)
Lineage: Eukaryota; Metazoa; Echinodermata; Echinoidea; Camarodonta; Strongylocentrotidae
Product: ankyrin repeat domain-containing protein 50-like
Exons: 4
Coding region: 1-1425 (474 amino acids)
Biological process (GO): regulation of apoptotic process
Cellular component (GO): nucleus
Molecular function (GO): p53 binding
Source: RefSeq, a predicted model, not a curated record